CUAAGUUACCUAUCUUUACUAACUAGCCAGUUAUAGGCUAACAGGGACAUGGCUUAGCGUGCUUCGAGCUAUUACAUCGACAAUCAUAUAAUUUUCUUACAUACAUCUCAUUUACUUAAAAAAAAAUGUAUUCCUUCUAAACGUACUUGAUUAAUGCAAACUCGUGUAUUGGAUUUAUCGGGCUAAUUCGAGCAUUUCUUGACAACACGGCUCAUCUCAACCGGUGAAGCCAAGCAGAACAGCGGCGACAUGGUAGUUCCGGACAGCGCCGGUGAGGUCCAACCGGCAGGCAAUGACUGUACCGGGGGUCUCAUGAAGACGUCCCAGCAAAGCUACGAGGAAGAGCAGGAGCUAGCAGGGGUGGAGUUGGAGGAGGUACGUAAGCUCCAGGAGCUCAUUCGAAGACUCGAGGUCCAGAAUCAAACACUCCGCAACAGGGGAGACAGUAAGAAUCUACAUCUCAGAGGAGCGACCACCACAAACAGUAACCUCACAACCAGUACCAACAUCAAUGAGAGAAUCUCUUCCAGCAAAGAGGUUACCAACACCAACUCCCCUCUCAGGUUGGGGAGCAGUGGAAGCUGUGGAACGGAACUAGGCAGCAGUAACUUGGAGCUGUCCCCUCCUCAGGACAGCAGCAGUGACUUGGAGCUGUCCCCUCCUCAGGACAGUAGUAGCAGUGAGGAUAUCUCCCCACUCCCUGCAGCUAACCGGAUAGAGGAUGCGGAUGGUGGAUUGUGUGCAGGCUUUCUGACCCUGCCGUGCGGGAAUGGACCAGGAUCGGCACCGACCCAGGGGCUAAGCACAACCCCAGAGAGUCCCUCUCUGGACAGUUAUGAGUCUGAGACCCUGGCGGAGAGCGACUCGGGGGUGGACCCGUUGGCCCUGGAUGAGGUUGAUGUUCUGGACCUAUGGGAGGACCUUGCAGAGGUGGAUGACGAGGACAGCUGGUUGUAUGUCUCCCCUAAGAAGCAGGUAGUUGCUGAGCCCAGACCUGAGUCUCCUCUGAAGUGGUGUCGGAAGGUUCUGGACCACCCCAGCCCAGAGACGGAGGUGGCCUGUCGCACCCUGCUCAACCGUCUCGACCAGAGUACACACCUACCUACGUCUCGCUGGAGGAACAUCUACAGCAGCUCUGGUCAGACGGGGGAGGCUGGCUCCUCUGGCUCUGGCCUCCUCUCUCCUGGGUACCACAACAAAUCCACUAACAAAAUCCUACUAACCAGUGGUGGCUCAGGCUACAUGAGUAUGUACUCUGCUCUGAGUUCCCAGUCAUCUGUAGACAGUGAGCUGAGUACCUCAGACGACUCCAUCACCAUGGGUUACAAGCUACAGGACCUCACUGAUGUCCAGAUCAUGGCCCGCCUACAGGAAGAGAGUUUGAGACAGGACUAUGCCUCCAGCUCUGCCUCAGUGUCUCGUCGUAGUUCCUCUGCCUCCCUCCAGUCUCUACGUCGGGGUGGAACCUACAGCGACCAGGAGUUUGAUACCUACAGCUUGGAGGAUGAGGAGGAUGAGUGUUGCUCUCUGCCCCAGCGACGCCUCCGCUACUCCCCCUCUCCCCUGGGCUCGCCCCGCUGCCUCUCCCCCUCACCAGGCUCCCAGGGCCAGGCAGAGUACAGCAGGCUGGGGGCCCCCCGGCAACGCGCUCCACGUCGAUCGCUACAGGGACCCGGGCCCGAGCUGCUAAAGUUCGCCAAGACCGAGGAAGAGGUGAGGCACAGCAUGCCUAACCUGGCCCCCCGCACCAGCCUGCGUUCCCUGGAGGCGGUCAGGAACAGCCGCAGCAUGGAGGCUAACCUCCAGAGCUCUGGCAACCGCAUAUCUCACCUGCCCCACUCCCCUUCCUCAGGUAUGUCAUCUAGUCGGAUGCGAGGCAGUGGCCAGUCCCCUCUGUCCAUGCGGGUCCCUGUCAAAGCCAUGGGCUCCAUGUCAGGGGCCCGCCAGCCCUCCAGGGUCCUGCCUGUAGUCCAGAGUGGACCCAAUGGAGGGGUACGGAGGGUCCAGUCCCCAGGGCCUGCCAAUGGAGGAGCCUACCCAGCUGGGAGAGCCUCUACUGGGGGUGGGAGGCAAGCAGCAGCCCCAUCCUCCAGGGGAAGACUGGCCCAGACACCGAGAAGGUCUAUGGGGAUGACUAGAACAAAUGGCCCAAUCUCAAAUGAGUCGUGGAGAGACGGCUGUUACUGAGGCAACAAGGAAACUUCCUCCACCUCUCCUGUACCUCACAUUUUAGUAUAAACAACACCAACAUUGCGUACUGACUCUGAACAUACCCCUGUGGGCAACACCAGCUGACUUGCCUCUGAACAUACCUCUGUAGGCUGGACCACUGUAGAUGAACAGACCUUCCUUGGCAUGAAGAAGCCUCUCACACCACGGAUAUACUGGAGAGAGACCGGAUAGAAAGUGACUGAGCGCACAAACACACCGUUCUUUCGCUCUAGGGAUCUAGACAAAGCUUCCACAAAAGAUGUUGUUUUUUAACUAGUCAAUUCCAGUCUAUAUUUUCUGAUAGUUGUUGAGAGAAGACUACGGGUUGUUUUUGAUUUAUGUUCUGUAGAUGUACAGAACGGUUGUUAUUGAAUACUUUGGGUGGACUGUUCUGUUGUGUGUGAAGUUGAACUCCUAACUGAUAUGAAGGUCAUCUCCUCUUGGGUGUUGCAUGAUGUUUCUGUUUAGUUUUCUUUCCUCUUGAGGACAGAAAUUAGUUUGUUGCAUAAUAGCCUUAUCAAUAGUAAGUCUGUUCUUCCAAGGAAAAAAAAAACCCCAUGUUGAUGCGUGUGGGAAGGUUUUUUGAAUGUUUGUGAGUGAUUGAUUGGUUGUGAUUCCUCCUAUAAGUGUUGUCUAUUUGUGUUUUGCCAAGUCUGACACAACGCAACAUCUCUGGACCACACUGCCCUUCCAUCAAGAACCCCUUAAGAAAAUAAAACAUGUUAUUGUUGGGUUAAAUUCUUUGUGCCAAGGUGCAUUUCUGAUGCUGCAGCACUGUUUCUAAAAUCCAAUAAAGUACUACUUGUAGUUGAGAUACUGUAUGCGAUGAUUUACCACAGUUGUUUUUACUGCAUAUCGGUAGGUUAAUCUGUUUUGGGUUUUGAAUACCACUGUACUAAUAAAAUGAACUGUUUUAUGCACGAAGCAAAUGCCUUAUGCCUUUUCUUAGACAACCAGCUAUGCACCCUCAUGCGGAGUGCCUCUGAAAACCAGGAACUGUAAUGAAUACGAACAAUAAAACCUACCCAGAACUUGAACGUUUA
Molecule: messenger RNA, 3254 nt
Organism: Oncorhynchus keta (chum salmon)
Lineage: Eukaryota; Metazoa; Chordata; Actinopteri; Salmoniformes; Salmonidae
Product: SLAIN motif-containing protein-like
Exons: 9
Coding region: 250-2187 (645 amino acids)
Biological process (GO): positive regulation of microtubule polymerization; microtubule nucleation; cytoplasmic microtubule organization
Cellular component (GO): microtubule plus-end
Source: RefSeq, a predicted model, not a curated record